ACAGUGUUACCCUAUCAUUUGCUUUGGGUGGCUAGAUGUCUCAACAUGGGCACUUCUAGACUAAAGCACAACCAAAAUGUUGCUCCUGCCCUUGCAGGCAGAACUCUGAAAAAUGAUUUGGCAGUUACCUUUUAGUGGGCUUUUUGUUUUUGUUCUUGUUGCUGUAGGCUCCAGUCAAAAAUCUAUUUAGGGGUCAUAAGAACAUAAGAACUAGGAGCCAGAGUAGACCAUCUGGCCCUUCGAGUCUGCUCCACCAUUCAAUAAGAUCAUGGCUUAUCUUUUCGUGGAUUCAGAUCCACUUACUUACACUCUCACUGUAUCCCUUAAUUCCUGUAUUGUUUAAAAAAAAAUCUAACUUUAAAAACGUUUACUGAAGUAGUGUCAACUACUUCACUGGGCAAGGAAUUCCAUAGAUUUACAACCCUCUGGGUGAAUAUGCUCCUCCUCGAUUCCUCCUAAAUCUGCUCUCUCUAAUCUUGAGGCAUUUAGGAUCUGCUUGCCCUGCUGGGCAACAGGCCCUUUUUAACAAGGUAAUAAUUCAAAUGCCCAGUGUUGUACGGGUAAAACUGCUGUCCUUGUAUUGAUUAACACCAGGUGAAGGCAGGAAAAUAGACACUUAGGUGAUUUAAUAGGAAAAAUGUAUGAUGGUACUGGAUUCUGACAGAUAGCUAAAGUUAUCAGAGAAGAGCGAAAUGUCAACAACACCCCAGUUAAAAGUCAUGAUUAGUGUACAAUCUCUAAAAUUACUUGUAACUUUGUGAAGGCUCGACAGUUUCUACAUAUAAAUUUUGCACCUAUCUCAUGUAAUUUCACAUACCACCAGUAGGUGGUGCAAUUUGCUUGACAAACUCCCUGGUAAAACACACAAAUUUCAUUCGUAUUCAUUCUUCGUUGGUAUUUUUAUAUGCAUGAGGAAAGUAUCCAAUUUGAUUGUUCGUAGUACAACAGUAAUUUAGAGAUAAUAAAGAGAGAAACAUCUUGUAGAAAGAAUUUUCUGCUCUGUUUCAUUCAAAAUCAGUUCCACACCAGGAAACAAAAUUUAAACUUUGGAGACGUACUAUGAUUUCAGCUUCUCUAAUUAUUUAGUGAGCAAAUGAAUUAUACGGAUAUGGAAAUCCCUCGAUCAGUUCACUAAUCAGUUCUGCAUAUUGGACAGGUAAACUUUUUUGUUCUGACACUUUAAAAUGGUGUAUACUCUUGCGGUGAGCAGUUUGUUUUGCUGACAUGAGUGCCUUACAAAAGGGAAAUGCUAAAGUCAUAGGAAAAUCAUCAUUUCCAAAACUUUUUCAAAGCCACGUGUCACUUUGAUAUGACUGUAGAUUGCAGUUCCUUCAUUGCUGGUGGCUUAGUCACCCUCUCACUACAGUGAGACAACCCAUCACCACACCAAUAAAAGUAGCUCACCGAAGAAGGUUCACCAUCUCUGCAAAAGUAGGUAUCAGCAAUUAAUCUGAUCAAGCUAUGGCCAUAGCCUGCAAAACAGUGUCUGUUUGGAUCAGAUUUAAUUUUGAAAGAUAUUAGAAUUUUCCCGUUACUUUAUUUGGUUAUUCAGUGCAAACCAAAUCUCUUGGGUUGAUUCCCAAUCUACUGGGUUUGGUGAUCUUAUCCAAGAGGGUUGUGGAGGAACUAUAAUUCGUUUCUGAUAUAAUUUUGGCAAAAUCAGCCAAGGUUCCUGAUCACUAUCCAUUUGAGUUCUGCUGGAAACAGUGCACAUGUACAUUUGAGGUGAAAACCAAAUUAUACAUCUUUAAAUGACCAUGGGGCUAUGGCUUAAAGUGUCCUCUGGAGAAGCAGUCUCUCACCAUGUAUCCUUCAGCACUGCCGUGGAAUGUAAACCUCAAUUACAUGCUGAACUACUGGUUUGAAACAUAGCAAGCUUCCAUACAGAAGUGAUAUGUUAUUUUAAUUAAUUUUGUUUGAUAUGUUGUGGAACACCUCCCAAGGCAGAUGUGCAUCCUGGCCAAGAGGUAGGGAGGCUAUGAUUUUGUACUGAUAUUUCUAAGUGAUAUUUGUAUUACUUGCUGUGUUUGCCAACUUGAGAAUGGUUACUAUUUGUCAACACUAAUUAAUUGACUAAAAUAUUUUGGGAUGUUAAGCUCUUGAAAGGGACUAUAUUGAUUUGUACAUGUACACUUUCUAGCAGAGGUCAUGGGAUAACAAUGCAUAGAUACUCUAGUUGACUUUGCUGAAGGAUAUUGAGAUCAAUUGUAAUAUUCCUACCACUAAUCGAUUUGAAAUUAGUUAUCUCCUCUUGGUUGAUUAUAGCUUAAGAAUUGAUUUGAAUGGUACAUUUUUUAUUCAGACUAUUAACCAAGCUCCUGCAUUUAAUUGUAGCUGUAGACAAAUGUUACUACAGAUGUAAUAAUCCUUCCCUUACUCUUAACAUGACAGUCUUGUUCAUCUUAUGAAGCAGGACUGUACAUUUCGCAAAGGUUUUACUGAGAAAUUGAAAUUAUAAGAGUUUACAAAUGAUAGCAAAAUUGGGAGAUUGCAUAGGACAGUAAAUGUAAGCAUUCCAAACAAUGGAAACGACUAAGAUUAGCAAACCUGCCACUCACUUUUUUUGAUUCUCAAAUAAUGUUUCUUUCUUGGCAAUUCUCUUUUAUGCACUAACUUUUUCCUAUGCAGUUUUGAUCAAGUCAAGAAAACAAACAAUUCUACCAAUCCUUUUGUUGAAAUGUUAUUAACCUGAAACGGUAACCCUGUCUUCGUCCAAAAAUAUUACUCAACCCAAAGUAUUUCAGCAUUUUCUGCUUUCUGGGAAUACUAGCUAGCUGAAAACAAAUGGGAAGAAAAUCUGCUUGAGUAUUUAUUCGCAACUUUUGGCGGUUCCGAAAUUUGUACGAUUGUUCACUGAAAUUUGUACGAUUGUUCACACAAAUAUAAACAUUUAAAAGGUCGACACAUUCGUUUAGCAAUGGAGGUACAUUACCCAGAAUCCUCAGGGCGAUGGAAUAUAUCCUACCUGCCGCGGUCAGCUAGUGUGUGUUACGCAUGUCCGGAAGCGUGGUGCUGCAUUGUGGGUGGGAGCUGCAGGACAUUGUUGGAGCUGCUGCAGACAAUGGAAGGAGGAGGCCUGACAGAGACUGACCGGCAGCCAGAGGGGGAGGCUGCGGAAGGCGAGCUCCCUGCAGCCGGGCCAGCUAAGAAGCCCAGGCAGUACGGCCAGAAGCGCUUCAUCUGCAGCGAAUGCGGCAAGAGCUUCAAGCAGUACUGCGACCUGAAGAGGCACGGCCGGGUGCACACGGGCGAGAGGCCGUUCCACUGCCCGGCGUGUGGCAAGCGCUUCAGCACCUCGUACAACCUGCUGAUCCACCGGCUGGUGCACAGCGGCGAGAAGCAGUACAAGUGCCGGCUGUGCGGCCGUGAGUUUGUGCAGCUGCACCACCUGGUCACCCACCAGCGCACCCACACCGGCGAGAAGCCGUAUCCGUGCCCGGUGUGCGGCAAGGCCUUCCGCCAGUCCUCCACCAUGGCGGUGCACCGGCGCAUCCACGGCGAGGAGCGGCCUUACCGCUGCCCGGACUGCGGCAAGAGCUUCAAGACCUCGUCCAACCUGUCCAAGCACCGGCGCAUCCACGGCGGGGAGCGGCGCUUCGCCUGCGAGGCGUGCGGCCGCCGCUUCCUGCACUCGCACCACUUGGCCACGCACCGGCGCACUCACUCCGGGGAGCCGGACUCCUCCUCGCCGUCCUGCUGCUGCUGCCCGACCUGCGGCCAGAGCUUCUCCAACCCGGGCCGCCUGCUGGCGCACCACCGGCGGGCCCACACUGGCGAGCCGCCCUACCGCUGCGAGACCUGCGGCCGCGGCUUCAAGCAGAACUCGACCCUGGUGCGGCACCGGCGCACCCACACCGGCGAGAGGCCGUACAGCUGCCCGAUCUGCGCCAAGGCUUUCCGCCAGACCUCCACCAUGCAGGUCCACUACCGCACGCACUCCGAGGACCGGCCCUACCGCUGCCUGCAGUGCGGCAAGGGCUUCAAGAGCGCGUCCAACCUGAUCGGCCACCACCGUGUCCACAGAAGCUAGAGAGCUCGGCACCACUCACCCAAAGUCCAGCCAUCCCAUUGCGGGCAGUGUAUACCAUUGCAAAAAUAUAACUUCUCCACAGCUCCCAUACCAAGCAGUUCACUUCGGACAAUGCAUAACGUGAUAGGUAAAAACAAGGACUGCAGAUGCUGGAAACCAGAGUCUAGAUUAGAGUGGUGCUGGAAAAGCA
This is a messenger RNA of Chiloscyllium plagiosum (whitespotted bambooshark), 4220 nucleotides long. RefSeq lists its product as uncharacterized. Gene Ontology annotation, cellular component: nucleus. The record is from RefSeq and is a predicted model, not a curated record. Gene Ontology annotation, biological process: regulation of transcription by RNA polymerase II. NCBI's taxonomy places the organism in Eukaryota, Metazoa, Chordata, Chondrichthyes, Orectolobiformes, Hemiscylliidae. Gene Ontology annotation, molecular function: DNA-binding transcription activator activity, RNA polymerase II-specific; RNA polymerase II cis-regulatory region sequence-specific DNA binding.